Molecule: messenger RNA, 902 nt
Organism: Mesocricetus auratus (golden hamster)
Lineage: Eukaryota; Metazoa; Chordata; Mammalia; Rodentia; Cricetidae
Product: X-linked lymphocyte-regulated protein PM1
Exons: 7
Coding region: 1-636 (211 amino acids)
Biological process (GO): meiotic cell cycle; spermatid development
Cellular component (GO): synaptonemal complex
Source: RefSeq, a predicted model, not a curated record
AUGGAGAUUCCUUGCGUAGUAAUUGAUGACGGUGAUGAAGAGCAGGAUGGGCAUGUUUCACAAAGGGACAUCUUUGAAGCACAGAAGCAAGUACCUGAUAAUCAUGAGAGGGCAAAAUCCAAAGAAAUAGUUGGAGAUACAGGAGCUCAAGUGCAGAGUAUUCUGAAAAAAUUUGGAGAUGACAUUAAUAAGGCUCUUCAUGUGAAGAGAAAACACAUGGAAACUUAUGUCAAAGAUUGUAUCAAAGGCAGUAACCAGAAACUUAAACAAGUUUGGAAAAUGAAAGCACGGGAAAGGAAGAAGAUUAACAGCGAAUUUUCUAAGCAGUGUAUGACUGCAUUUCAGCAGUGGGAUAUGGAUAUACAGAAAUUAGAUGAAGAACAAGAAAACUUAGCUAAUAAUUUUCAAAAACAACGAAAAGCUUUAAAACUCUCUAAAACUGAUCAGAAACAGUCACUGCAAGCAAUUAGAGAAUUGCAUGAAAAGUUCAUGGAGAGUUUGGUGAACUUGGAGACGAACAACUAUGUUCUGCUUACUAACGUAGAAGGUGAACUUAAAAAAGAAAUUUCGGCAUUUCAAAAAAACCUCACGAGGCAAACUCUAAAGUACUGUUUACCUUAUAAAACUUCAGACUAAUAGAAGCAUGGGUAACAGUAAACUAAAAAUGUGGAAGUUGUUUUUAUCUCCUUCCAUGACACACCAGCAGUGAGUGAUUGCAGAUGUUUGACUCUUCAGUUCUUAUUCUGAUGAUUCUUUUAGGAAGAAUUUGAACCUGAGUGAUGAGAUAUAAUUACAAUGUUAGUUAGGAGGCAUGUCUUUAGAAAUAGUUUAAAUUGUAAUCGUUAAUCGCUAACUUGUUUAAGUGCAAUAGCCUCUUCAUAUUAACUUCCAGAUAAAAUCUA